This is a messenger RNA of Didymodactylos carnosus, 8282 nucleotides long. Lineage: Eukaryota; Metazoa; Rotifera; Eurotatoria; Philodinida; Philodinidae. The record is from the annotation of a GenBank genome assembly.
AGACUGAAACGAAAAGCUGAGAGCAUAAGCUGUAAUACUGCGUUUCUACAAGAGGAAUCGAGAGACAGAACGACUAUCAAGUCAGAUAUUUCAUGACUCUCGAAACUGUUGUAUUGUUGGGAAAAGUCAGACCGAUAAUCUUGUUUCUUUGACGAGUGAUAUACGCAGCAGAUAGAUGGAGAUGACGAAGUGCUUCAGGCUUUUCUAUGUACGAUGAUGAGCCUUCACAGAAGUCUUUGAGAAUAUAUUGUCAAGAAUGUUUUUGAAUGUUUUUAACAUAUAAGAAACGAAUUGCUCUAUUUGAGAAUGACAGUUCUUGGUCGAAGAUAUAAUGAAUAUGAAGAAUACUAAUUGCCAAAACUCUGUCUUGGUUUUCUAUAAAACCUGAAUAUCUGAACAACACUACAGUUUCGAAGUCGUUCUGCUCCUCGAUUCCUCUUGCAGAAACGGAGGAAAGCAGUAUUACAGCUCAUGCUCUCAACUGAAUCGAUAAAAUAAAAUAGUCAGCGAUAGAUUAAUUUUUCCUGGGUACGAUCCGAAGUUAAAGCUCUUGUCUUUGGCUGUCAGCCCCAAAACACUCUCGGACAAACCCCAAUUCAGAUAUGUCUUAUUUGGAUGUGCUCGAUUGAUCUUGAGAGAUUCAAAACUUCAUUCCUUCGGCCAUGGUAGCAAACGCGAUCGACUCUUAGAAAAAGACGCUCUUUCUUUAUGCACCAUAGUUGUGUGCAUCUUUCGUUCGAAUGAUCCAGAAUGAGACCAGAGAGAAAGUGAUGUGGUGUUGUAAGACAGACAAGGAUCUUUAGGAACUGUUGAGCUUUCGAUCUCCAUCACGAGACACCUUCAUAUGAUUUUAGGUAAAUCAUCCAUCGGUAAACGAUUUGUAUCAAGAUCUGCGAGAUGGUGUUGUUCUGUUAAAACUGCUCGAAUGUCUGACAGGAAACGAAUACAAACGCGAGAACGGUCGCAUGCGUGUACACCACAUUGGAAAUGUGAACAAAGUGAUUGCGGUAUUGAAUGAACAUGGUAUUAAAGUGCUCAGUAUUAGUAGCAAUGAUAUUGUUGAUGGGAAUCCAAAACUAACAUUAGCAUUGAUAUGGUCGAUAAUCCAGUAUUGGCAGGUGAAGGAUGUCUACAAAGGUGUUGAAAUCAAAGAUUUUACACGCAGUUGGCAAGAUGGAUUAGGUUUUAAUGCGUUAAUACAUCAUUUUCGUCCGGAUCUAUUUGACUACGAUGAAAUACUUCAAAAUGCAUCGGCAAGAAAUUUAGAACAUGCGUUUAGCGUGGCAAAAAAUGUGUUUAAAAUCGAACAAUACCUUGACGUUGAAGGUACGUAUACAUUGAAGGUGGACAUGUUAGAUGCUAUAAAUAUGAAGCUUCUUUCAUGGAUAUUACAAUUAGAAGACAAAUUAGAUAGCAAAGAAAAAGUUACAUGGAACGAUUUAAAACUAGUCAAAGAACAAUUUCAAAGUCAUGAAGAUUUUAUGAUUGGUUUAACAAGAGAACAAAAUCAAAUUGGCGAAGUGUUACAAGAAGGAAAUUAUCUAUUAAAUAAUGGACAACUACAAGCACCAGAAGAGAAUGAAAUUAAAGAACAAAUGAAAAUCUUGAACAAGAGAUGGGAAGUAUUGAGACAAAAAGCACUCGAUCGACAAUCAACUCUUCAUAAAACAUUAAUGAAACUACAAAUGGAUCAAAUAGAAUCAUUUGAUAGAUGGUUGACAACUUCUGAACAACAUAUCAAGAAUGAUUUAAACAUGAUGGAAGAUAAUCUACCGGGUAUUGAACGACAAUAUAAACAAUUAGCGUCGUUGCAAGAUGAUCUUGUUCAUCAACAACAAAUAACAGAAUCACUUCAGAACAUGGUCAUUGUUGUCGACGAUACAACGUCAUCAUCCGCAAAUGGAACAGACGAUCAAUUAAAACCUAAUUCAAGCGAUAUUGAACGAAAACUGUUAAGUUUAAGUGAACGAUGGGCAUCGAUAUGCAAUUUUGUACAAAGUCGUUGGAUAACAUUACAAGAAGUCAAAAUUGAAUUAGAACAAAUAGAUAUCAAUCAAAAUAAAUUAGAUAAAUGGUUGACGAAAAAAGAAUUUGAAUUAAAACAAAUGAAAUUAGAAACAAAUGUGUCAGACACAGAGGUUCUAAUGAAACAAGUGAAUACGAUUCAAAAGACAGAGUUGGAAAUGGAAGAUAUGAAACAAUCGAUAUUAUUAUUAGACAACAGUAUUAGAAUAUUAACUAGCCAUUACGAUUCAACAUUACCAUUGAUAAAAGAAUUAAAUGAUACAUUGAACAAUUAUGAGAAUCGAUGGAGAAUACUUAUUGACGAUUUAGAUCAUGUGACAAAAAGAUUGAAAUCUUCAAAUAUAAGUUAUGAAACGAGUACUUCAACAAGUGUAAUACCAUCCUCUGAAGGAGAAUCCAAGUCUCCUGUUGCCGGUGAUAUAUUAACAAAAACUAUAACAACUACAAUAGAAGAGACAACAACGACCUAUUCGAGUGGAGUGAAUGACGGUGAUUCAACUAAAAAACGUAAAAUCGAUGCGACAUUAAAGAAAGAUGAUUAUGAGUUAUCUAAAAAAAAAUAUAAUGAUUGGAUCGAUAAUAUUGAGAAUAUUAUUAGCAUAAAUCAUUUAGAAAAUUUGAAACAAGAAGAAAGAAAAGAAAUUAUUGAAGAAGUUAAAACCAAAUUUGAAUCGUAUAAUGAACAAUUUACACAGUUGCUCCAUAAUGGAAGAGAAAUAACGCAUCAAUUAAAAGAAGCAAACGAAGAUACCCGUGAACAUGAAAAAUCUCUUCAUGACCUUGAACAACGUUGGCAUAAUUUACAUGCAUUAAUUCUUUCUAAUGAAAAAAAUAUUGAAAUAACUGCGUAUACGAAAAAAUUCAAUGAUGAGUUAAAUACUUUAGAAAAAAUUCGACAAGAAUAUGAACAUUGGUUGGAUAGUACAAAUGAAAAUGAUAUUACUCAAACCACAAAUGCACAAAAUGAAAUAAUCAAAGUAAAAUUAAAGGGUAUACAAUCUCACGCCGAAAGUCUAAAUAAUCUACGAUAUAUGGCUGAACAUUUACAACAAUUGAACGGUGGAAAUACAACUUCAAUAAGACAAGCAAAUGACUUAACAAAAGCAUGGGACACUACACAUUCAAAUCUACGCGAGCGAAAUAUUCGUAUUGAACGUACUUAUGGUCAACAAGAUAUCGAUCGUCAAAGGCCUCGAGAUGAUAAGGGACAAUGCAUCAAUAUGAGCGUUAAUUUAACUAUGAUUAAUAUAAAUACUCAAACACAACCUACCACCACAACACAAUCAACUAAACUCUCACCAUCCGGAUUUACCGGUACUGGUGUUAAUACGUCGUAUUCUAGUACGAGUUCGUCGACAGCUAAUCAGCUACAUUAUCCAUCAACGUACCACCACAGACGAGAAGUUGGUGACUCUUUAACAACGAGUCCAAAUCAAGUUGAUAAUCAAACACAACAAUCAGCACUCGGUCAAUCAAUCGGUGAAAAUGGAAGUGUAUUUACACUAACAAAUAUUUAUACUUUUGCCGAUAAUUCGAAUAAUUCAUCUAGUUUGAAUGAUAAUAAUCGUUUUUAUACUGGUAGCAACGAUGGUUUUUAUUCACGAAGGUUUGAAGAAGGAAGUACAGAUAGAAAUACAGUACCAAACUCUGAUAAAUAUACUAUUAAAUCGUUUGUUGAAGUAUUCGAUAAUCCUCAACAAGAAACAGAAACUGAAAGACACAUUAGAAAAACUCAUACAUCUGAACAUCGUUUAACACGUAAAACUCAUACAAGUGCAAGUGAAACGACUGAUUUUGGAGGACCAUCUCGUUAUUAUCAUGGCCAUUCAACUUCAACAACUCCUACAGUACCACCAAUAUAUUCAGGAAGUCGUGUGAUAGAUCUUAGUGCAACACAAUUGCCACAGUUAUUUAUUGAACAACAAAAGAAAAUUCGUGAGUGGCUUCAACAUGUUGAACAAUUAUUACUUACAGAUAAAAUUCAAAAAUGUGAUAAUCAAGCAAUUGAACAGAAGAAAAUUUUUUACAAAGAUUUACUUGAUCAAACAUUUGAACAGGAGAGAACAAUGGAAUAUUUGAACACUACUGCUAAUGAAUAUUAUGAAAAAUUACCAUAUGAUAUUAGAAGAGAAUUACAAGUAGAAUUACAAAAUUUUCAAUAUCGACUCUAUGAUAUUAAAACGUUUCUUAGUGAAAGAUUGACAAAAUAUAAUAAAUUACACAAGAUGUUAAGCGAUUUUGAGCGUGGAGUUGAGGAUGUUAGACAUUGGAUGCGUACGGCUCAAUCUCGUUUAGAAGAAGCUACAACAAGUGAUUCCCGUAUUUUAGAAAAUCAACUUAGUAGAAAUCAGACUUUACAACAUGAAAUACGUGACAUGCAAACAACAAUGAAUAGAUUGAAUAGAGAUAUUAUUGAAUUAACACACGAUGCUGAUGAAAUUUUUGCUCGACGUUUACGUGAUGAAAUGAAAGAUUUGAAUACUAAUUGGAGUCGUAUUAUAAGUUCAUCAAAAACACACUCACAAUAUAUUCAUGAUGCAUUAAAACGAAAUAAAGAAAUUUAUGAAUCAAUACAAGAAAUGGAAGAUUGGAUUAAUGAUAAAGAUCGUGAAUCACCAGCUGAUGAUGGGCCAAUAUUUUAUCCAGAUCAAAUACGUGAAAGAGUUGAACAAUAUCAAAGAAUACAAACUGAAUUAAGUUUUAGAGAACAUGAUGUUAGACGAUUAAUUGAACAAGGACGUACAUUAUCACAUACAAUGACUAGUGGAAUAUCAGAUUUAUCACAAAGUUUAGAAAAUCUUGAAACAAAUUGGAUAAAUUUACAGAGAAAAGUUGAUUCGAAAGUUCAAUAUUAUUCAGGAAUAUAUACAUUACAUGACGAACUGAGAAGUUUAUUAAGUCAUGAAACAGCGUGGCUUGAUACAUUACAAGACAAAAUUUUAACAUCGGUAAAUGGUGGAGCUGAUGCUGAAGAAAUAUCAGAAGAAUUAGAUACAUUAGAACAUUUUGUUAAAAAUCAUACAAGAGUAAAUUAUGAGAAAAUAAUUGAAAUUUUUGAACGUUUACAAGCAACAAAAGUAUCUAUUCCGGCUAUGGGAAGUCAAAUAAAUCAAUUUAAAAUACGUUGGGUACAAUUACAUGAAGAUGCAAAUAAAAAACUUUAUAGUUUAAAUCAAGCGAUAACGGAUUAUCAAUAUAUGGGACAUCAAAUAACAGAGAUGCGUGAAUGGUUACGACAUACGGAUGCAACAAUAAAUUCAAGAUUAGACGAUAAUGUUUUUGCUGAUGAUGUUCCAAGAGAAGCUGAAAAAUUAAUUCAAGAAUUUAAUCAGCAUGAAGUAAUAUUAAGAAGUAUAGAAGACAAAGCUCAUACAUUAAGAAGUACAGGAAAGAGUGAAGCUGCUAAACGUCUUGAACAACAAUUAGAAUUUUUAAAGAGUCAAUUUCUCAAUCUUCAAACAAAAUUUCGUCAUUUUCAAAAACCUUCUGAUUUUGAACCAAAAUAUGCAAGAAUGAGACAAAUUUUACAAGAUGUUGAACAAAAUAUGCAUAUACUCGAUGUAAGAACAGAUGAUCCAGAUGUUAUUCAUAAUCAACUUGAUCAAUGUGUUAAAUUAUAUAAAACAUUAGCAGACAUUAAAUCAGAAGUUGAGUAUGUUAUUCGAAUUGGACGUGGUAUUGUUGAAAAACGUCAAAUUGAUGAGACACAUGAAUUGACAAGACAAAUUGAUCGUUUAAAACAAACUUAUAAUGAAUUAGCUUCUAAAAUUUCAACAUCUAAAACUCAAUUAGACAAUGUUGAAAGACAUAUACGUAAAUUUCGUAAAGAAUAUUCUCAAAUUAAUGAUUGGCUCAUUAAAGCGGAUACUGAAUUAAGAAAAAUUGAAAAUAAACAAGUAUCAAAAAAUACAAAAGAAGAAAUUGAUUGGAUUCGAACAACAAGAAAUGAUUUGAAAAAACUUGAAGUUAAUUUUGAAACAUUAAAAUCUUUAGAACGUUCAACUGUUAAAGAAGCUGGCUGUCAACUACCAUCAUUAAACGAAAAAGUAAUCGAUUUAAAACGACAAAUUGAUCUAUUGGAGAGACGAUUAAAAGAUAGAUACGACAUUGUAGAGAAGACACUAUGUAACGAACCAUUGAUUAUUAUUAUUAUUUGUUUAAUAAUGAUUAUAAAUAAAUAUUCAAGUAAUCGUUACGAUGAUCCUAGACGAUAUCAUAAUUUAUUAUAUAUACCGUUUGAAUCAGGAUAUGAAUCAUCUGGUUCAUCAUCAACAUUGUAUCCAGUUGAAUAUAUUAUUUAUCCAAUAGGUUUAAAAAAGGGUCAAGUACGAAAACUUGAGGAUGAUCAUCAGAAAUUCGUUCAAAUUUUUCAAGAAGUUAUUAUUCGUCUUGAAAAACUCGAUUCGCUAUUAUCGGAUGCUGAACGGGUGUUUGAUCUUAACAAAAUAUCGCAAAUACAAAGUGAAUUAUUGAAUGUUCGACCACAAUUAGAUGAAUUAUUGUCACUUGGACAAGAGCUUUCAUCUAGAAGUGAAAAAUACAGUAGAUUAGUUGGACCCGAUACUGACAGUAUAACACGAAAAUUUGAAGAUUUACUAAGACGAAUUAAACAAAUUCAAGAUCAACAGGAAAAACUUAGCAAAGAACGUAAGGAUUACAUAGAAAAAGAAGAAUAUGGUAAUCGUCAACAAGAAAAUAAUACUACGAGUAGCAGUUGGGAGCGACAAGAAAAAGAUUCGACUACUCGUCGUGAAUACUAUCGGGAAAAAAUACACAACCGUCAUGAACGUGAAUCACGUCACCGUUCACCAUCAGAAUCUUCUGAUAUAUCAGCGGGAGUAGGCAUCAUCGAUGAAGAAUUUAAAAAAAAAUAUCUUCGUUGCCUUGCUUAUAUGAAAUUAAUUGAAAGGUUAUAUGAUGCAGGAGAGGAUAGUGAUGAUUCUGAUUUGCAUACGACAAAAACAACAAGACGAGAACGAACAACCCAUGAUAGAUCGGAAUAUGAGGAAAUUGAAAAAUUUAUACGUGAAACAGAAGAACGUGCUUAUGUACUUGAAAAAACAGAUGUUGAUCAAGCACGACGAAUUCGUGAAAAAAUAAGACUUUUAAGGGAAUAUUUGGAUAGUCUUAAACAACGACAGUAUCAAUCUCAAACGAAUGAAGAAAUUGUUCAAUAUAACACGCGGGGUGAACUUGAUUCCGAUUUUAUAUACGAUGUCGAUGAUACCCGAUCUGUUAUCAGUGAACCGGCUCCACAUUAUAAUAGAUACCGAAAGACAGUCCAUUCAUUAGAACGUCAUAGGUUAGAUCAACAACAGAGACAUCAACAACACUAUUAUCCUCAAGAAAGCGAAUAUUAUCUUCAACCAUUGUUGCGUGUCAGAAGUUUGAAAGCGAUUGAUCGAGCAUUAAGUGCUCCAUCAUCCCCAAUUUUACAACCGAGAUAUCGUUCUUAUGAACGAAGCAAUGUAAAAUACACAAAAGACAUAAAUACCAAACGUUCCGGGAAUGUCGAUAAUUAUCAAUCAAAUAUAUCUAAAUCUCAAAGUCUACCAUCUUCACCGUAUGGAUUUCCAUUACAACCGUAUUCUCCUCCAUUUAUACAAGUUAGACAACAACCGCUAAUGUACAGAGAAAGAGUUAUUGAUAGAGAAAUUGCCGAGCGUAGUCAUUCACAGGGAGAAUCAUCACGACAAGCACAUGAAGCAACAUCUACACGUCAGGCACAACAACAGCAGCAACAACAAGCAGGCGCUACUUCAUAUAAUACAGUACGUUCAAGCAAUGCUGAUGAAAAUUUCUCCAGUCGUUCAAUACCCGUGAAACGUGAAACUGCUACAAAUGGAGGUGAUUUUGGUGUUGGACGAGAAUCAUAUAAUAUCUAUCAAAAUCAACGAUAUUCAGGCCAGGGCGGUGCGACAACGAAUGGACAUGAUGUUUAUUCUUAUAGAGAUUAUCAUAAUGGUCAACAAAUACCAAUAAAUACAUAUUACAAUGAUCGUACAAUAGAUCAAAGAGGAUAUCCAGAUCAAUACAGUCAACAGCAAUAUCAAGGAGGCGAGGGCAGCAGCGGUAGUUAUCGUCAACAUUACAGUAGUGGAGGAGCACAGCAACAGUAUUAUCCUCAACAACAUCAUCAAGAUUAUCCAUCAGCAAAUUAUAGACCAACAAACGAUUCUUAUUAUGACCAACAAGCACCGCAUCAUCGUUCAAAUCAUCCUUCACAUCACCAUUAUUCAUCAAAAAUAGUCAAUUAA